Molecule: messenger RNA, 423 nt
Organism: Iphiclides podalirius (scarce swallowtail)
Lineage: Eukaryota; Metazoa; Arthropoda; Insecta; Lepidoptera; Papilionidae
Source: the annotation of a GenBank genome assembly
AUGUUUGCGAUGUCUUAUGGCAAUGGCUCGUCGGAAACGGUCGAGCCGCCGGUGGGUGCCCACUGCCACUCCGAUUAUGGUGCUCGGUGGGCGGCGGCGCACGCGUGCUCCCAGCCCGCGGCGGCCCUUCCCGUUCAUGACCAUAUCGCCGCCGGCUCGAGGACUCGAACGCGACCGUCUACGGGCUGGGUUUUUGCGCGCUGCCCAGGAAGCGAGGCCGUGCCGGAUUCCCGAGCGCUCAGAUCCGCACGGCGGCCUUCCACGUCCAUCAUUAGGCGCGCCCCCAUCGGCCGCUGCGCCGACAAGCCGGUCCGUCAGUCGUCGCGACGGCACCCGACAAAGCUGUCGCCGGCGCACGCGUCGCUACAUACGAUGCAAUUACUCCCAUUCGGUACUUUACGCGCGUUUAAUACUGUCAUCCGC